This is a messenger RNA of Hemicordylus capensis (graceful crag lizard), 2927 nucleotides long. It is a transcript of the gene KCNE4, whose product is annotated as potassium voltage-gated channel subfamily E regulatory subunit 4. Gene Ontology annotation, molecular function: delayed rectifier potassium channel activity; transmembrane transporter binding; voltage-gated potassium channel activity involved in ventricular cardiac muscle cell action potential repolarization. The record is from RefSeq and is a predicted model, not a curated record. Lineage: Eukaryota; Metazoa; Chordata; Lepidosauria; Squamata; Cordylidae. The transcript has 3 exons. The coding region runs from base 1 to 696 and encodes 231 amino acids. Gene Ontology annotation, cellular component: membrane. Gene Ontology annotation, biological process: regulation of ventricular cardiac muscle cell membrane repolarization; negative regulation of delayed rectifier potassium channel activity; regulation of heart rate by cardiac conduction.
AUGGUGAGGGGUCUGGAAACCAAGUCGUAUGAGGAAUGGUUGCAAGAGAUGGGCAUGUUUAACCUGAAGAAGAGAAGACUAAGGGCAGAUAUGAUUGCCAUCUUCAAAUAUCCAAGGUGCUACUUCUGCGGGGGCUGGAGAAGCAAGAAAUUAUUUGCAGACUCACGUUCUGACUUCCCUGAAGCCCUUUUGAUGUUCAGGAUGGACCAGGCAAACAUGACCAGUACCAUCCUUGCUACUGAAAGCUCGAAGCCUGUUAUGCCCGCUUCUGAGAAGAGUGGCAAUGAAUACUUCUAUAUCCUGAUAGUGAUGUCUUUCUAUGGAAUUUUCCUAAUGGGAAUCAUGCUGGGCUACAUGAAGUCAAAGAGGAAAGAAAAGAAAUCCAACUUACUGCUGCUAUACAAAGAUGAGCAGAGGGAGUGGGGCCAAGCUGUCAAGUCCCUGCCAACUGUCUCAGGACUGAGGUCGGUCCAGAUUCCAAUGAUGUUAAGCAUGCUGCAAGAGAGCAUGGCCCCAGCGCUCUCCUGCACCCUCUGCUCCAUGGAGGGCAGCAGUGUCAGUGAGUCUUCCUUGCCAGAUGUGCACCUCACCAUUGAAGAAGAGGUCCCUGAUGCUGAACUGGUGGAAACAGCUGGUGCAGCCCUCCUGAAUGACAGCAGCGAAGGCUCUUCAGAAAGCAUCCACCAAAAUUCCUAGCACUAGCAGGCACUAGAAACGCACCAUCUUUCGAAGAGGUAGAAAAAGUAAAGGCUAUACUUUCCAGUUUUGCCUCCUGCCCUGAUCAUCUACCAUCAAGAAUGGAAGGGGCAGCCAACCUGUUGUUAGAAGCGUGACGUAAGAGGCACCAAACACACAUGUAUCUGAGCAGUCCAUUUGUAGGUAUAAUGGAAUGCCUUAUUAAGGGGGAGUAUGUCUCCUCUGGAAAAUAUCCAUUUGCAUAGCCUCUUCUCACUUCCGAAUUCUGUAAGUGUGGGACACUUGCAUUUUGACAGUUAGCCUCAUUUACCCUGUAAAACUGCAGAAUUCCUCGAGGAGGCCCCCAGGACUAAAAGAGAUGUGUUAAGAAAGACCUCCACUUGUUAUGGACAUGUGGACAUCAAAGGCAGGAAUUGUGCAAUGUAAUAGGAUGAUCUUGGCUUCACUACAGCACAAAUGAAUUUGUAACUGUAUGACAUGUGCAGCUCCAUGGAAAUAGACUUGCAUGAAUCUAUCUAGCAAAAGGUGCCUUUGGGACCAAGAGUGGUGGAAGCACCAGUGAUGGAAAUAAAGGAGCAUAUUUUUAUGUCAGCAGAGCCUGUGGCUGCAGUCUGAGGCCAUUCCACCCUUAAUGGUGUUUUUACCAAGUAAACCCAGUGACAUGGAGGAAGGCUUGCAGCUUCUAACUCCACAAAAGGAGCUUUAGAUCAGGCUUGGUUGACAGCCUCCAUCUCGCCUCUUGAUACAAUAAUUUGUUGCAAGAAUUUUUGCUACAGUCUAACGAUGAUUACGGCUCAGUUCUUCCAUCACAUCAAAACAUGGCUUAGAACUACGCCUGCUUACUGAGCAAAGAGGCACCUUUAAAAAGUGGUGAUUCUCUUAUGUUUAUCAGGGGGAGAGCAACUGGCCUUAUCGAUCCCCUGCACAGUACCCCUCCAGAGGUUGUUGCUGGUGUCUAUCUUAUGUUUCUUUUAAGACUGUGAGCACUUUUAGGACAGGGAAGCAUCUUAUUUAUUAUUUAUUUUCCAAUGUAACCACUUUGAACAUUUUGUUGAAAAGUGGUACAUAAAUAUUUGUAGACAAAUCACAGUUUAGAGCUGCUCCUUGUCUGUUUUUGUUUCUUUAGUGCAGGGUCCUCUGGAGAUGGAGCAAUGGACAACCUGUCAAUUCAAAGAUUGUGCCAAGCCAUUUGUUAGCACAAAACACAGUUUGCAAAUGCAGUUGAGUGUGAUUCCUCAUUCUAGUUUGCUGGCUGAUUGCAAACGUGGCAUAUCAGUUCAGACACCACGCCAAACCAUAGCCCAACUUCUUUUAGUAUGGUUUGAUGCAGUGUCUGAAAUGAGCCAUUGGCAUGAUUUUUGCUAGUUAAACAGCUGCCCAGUUUGGGUGAUUGCUUCCACUGUGCAUUUGCACUAACAUCAAUGUUUGGAUUGGUCUUGGAAGCCUGAGAACAGAAAUACUGCCAAAAUGUCUCUCUGAGUUUUCGAGUUAAAAUAGCUUGGGAACAUAGUCAUUGCUUUUAAAGUCUGGGGUAGUCUGGGAAAAUGAAGCAUGCAAACUGAACUGGCACAAAUGAGGUGAAAAGUCCUUUUUUUUUACUGCCAUUUUCAUGCAAGUUCGGUAUGACCUAAUCCAGGGGUUCUCAAGCCUGGGUUGCCAGAUGUUGUUGUGCUACAUGGAUAGGAUUAAGUGAUUAAAGAGAAUUGUCACUUUCAGUUCAAGCCUAUGCAUGUUUACUCAGAAGUAAAGCCCACUGUGUCUAACAGCACUUACUCCCAUGUAAGUUUGCAUGGGGUUGUAGAUUUUGCUCCCUGGCAGGGAUCAUUUUACUCUCAGAGAAGCUUCACUGAGGACUGGCUGCAAAUCCCAUGACAGGCAAUGGGAAUAUUUCUAUCAACUUUGCUGAUCAACCCACAAGCACCAACUAUGUGUUACUUCAUUCAAAGAGGGGCUGUUUAAGUGCACAAAGAAGCCAAAUUACUUUUGGCAUUUUGUCUGGAAUCACUUGAAUCCUGUAACUUUCCCACUGAGACUGAUGUGAGCUAUCAUGUUUGUUCUUUCAUUGCUUUAUCUUACUUUCUUUCAUUUUAAUAUAAUAUUUUCUUGCUUCAAAAGACAGAUAGUUAUGUAAAUAGUUUGAUACCAAACUGUAUUUAUGUGUCUUGUGUAUUUAAGUUUAACUAUUCCUUUCUGAUAACAUUAAUUUUUAUUUAAAUAAACAGUUCACUUUU